AUGCUCAAUCGCUUUAAUAAAUUUCAAGCCGCUUUGGCCUUAGCCUUAUAUUCCCAAAGCGCCUUGGGCCAGUACUAUACCAAUAGUUCUUCAGUCCCAAGUAACAGCUCAUCUACUGCUAUUUCGUCAAGUUCAUCUGGUUCCGUUUCAAUUAGUAGUUCUAUUGUUCAGUCGACUUCAUCCGCCACUGAUGUCUCGAGUUCUCUCACUGAAUUAAUUACAACUUCGUCUGUUACCUCAAGCUCUGUUGCUACAUCUGUCUCUUCUGGUUCUGAAGUAUCUAGCUCUAUUACUCCAUCUACCUCUUCUGGUUCUGAAGUUUCGAGCUCUGUUGCUACAUCUACCUCAUCUGGUUCUGAAGUUUCGAGCUCUGUUGCUCCAUCUGCCUCCUCUGGUUCUGAAGUUUCGAGCUCUGUUGCUCCAUCUACCUCUUCUGGUUCUGGAGUAUCUAGCUCUGUUGCUCCAUCUACCUCUUCUGGUUCGGAAGUUUCGAGCUCUGUUGCUCCAUCUACCUCUUCUGGUUCUGAAGUUUCGAGCUCUGUUGCUACAUCUACCUCAUCUGGUUCGGAAGUUUCGAGCUCUGUUGCUCCAUCUACCUCUUCUGGUUCUGAAGUUUCGAGCUCUGUUGCUACAUCUACCUCAUCUGGUUCUGAAGUUUCGAGCUCUGUUGCUCCAUCUACCUCAUCUGGUUCUGAAGUUUCGAGCUCUGUUGCUACAUCUGCCUCUUCUGGUUCUGAAGUUUCGAGCUCUGUUCCACCAACUUCAUCUAUUUCUGUUUCAUCCGCUUCUAUAACACAAUCAGGCUCGUCCGCUUCAGGUUCAUCAACCUCUGGCCCAUUAGCUUCAUCCGCAUCUACUAUUCCAUCAGGUUCAUCCGCUUCCGGCUCAUCAACCUCAUCAGCAUCUACUAUUCCAUCAGGCUCAUCCACUUCAGGUUCAUCAGCCUCAUCCGCAUCUUCUAUUCCAUCAGGUUCAUCCGCUUCAGGUUCAUCAACCUCAUCCGCAUCUACUAUUCCAUCAGGUUCAUCCGCUUCCGGCUCAUCAACCUCAUCAGCAUCUACUAUUCCAUCAGGCUCAUCCGCUUCAGGUUCAUCAGCCUCAUCCGCAUCUUCUAUUCCAUCAGGUUCAUCAACCUCCGGCCCAUCAGCCUCAUCCGCCUCUGGUUCCUCCGCUCCUGGCGUCUCAAGUUCAAUUCCUCAAUCAACCUCAUCCACUUCUGGUGCCUCGAGUGCUAUCACUUCCGGCACAUCGAGCUUUAUAACUUCUUCAGCAUCUAGUACAAGUGCAAGUGCAUCCAACUCACUUUCCUCCAGCGAAGGUACUAUUUAUUUGCCAUCAACAACAAUCAGUGGUGAUCUCACUCUUACUGGUUCAGUCAUUGCAACAGAAGCCGUUGAAAUUGCUGCAGGUGGAGAAUUAACUCUAGUUGACGGUGAUAAAUACGGUUUCUUAGCCGAUUUGAUUGUUCGUGGUGCACUGCUCGUCAGAAAGUCUAAGCCAACUUACCCAGGCACCGAAUUCGACAUUUCCGGUCCAAAUUUUGAUGUUUCUGGUACUUUCAACGCUGAAGAACCCGCUGCUUCGUCUGCCUCCAUAUACUCAUUCACACCUGGCUCUUUUGCAAACAGCGGUGACAUUGCUUUAAGCUUAUCCGAAUCCAGUAAAGGUGAAGUUACUUACUCUCCAUACUCAAACUCUGGUGCAUUCUCUUUCUCUAACGCUAUCAUCAACGGUGGUUCUGUCUCCGGUUUGCAACGUAGAGCUGAAGAUGAAGGAUCAGUUAACAACGGUGAAAUAAACCUGGACAACGGAAGUACCUACGUGGUUGUUGAACCUGUUUCCGGUAGUGGUACUGUCAACAUAAUCUCUGGCAACCUUUACCUACACUACCCAGACACCUUCACUGGUCAAACUGUUGUAUUCAAGGGCGAAGGUGUUCUUGCCGUUGACCCUACCGAAAGCAACACUACUCCUAUUCCUGUUGUUGGCUACACUGGUAAAAACCAAAUUGCCAUUACUGCUGACGUCACUAGCCUAUCCUACGAUAGUGCUACCGGUGUUUUGACUGCAACCCAAGGCAACAGACAAUUCUCUUUUGCUAUUGGUACAGGAUUCACUAGUUCUAGCUUCAACGUCUCCGAAGGAACCUUUGCAGGCGCCUCUGCCUACUACCUAAAUUAUGGUGGUGCCGUUGCUUCUAGUACUACAUCUUCAUCCACUUCUACCACGUCUGGUGCUUCGUCAGUUACUUCUAGUAUAUCCAACUCUGCUACAGGUUCUAGUACAAUCACCUCAUCCGGUGCCUCUGCCUCAGAUUCAAUCACUUCAUCAAGUGCCUCCGUCUCAGGUUCAACAGCUUCGUCUUCUGCUUCCACCUUGACCUCAGGUUCUGCUUCUGUUUACACCACAACACUAACAUAUGCAACCGCUACUAGCACAGUCGUUGUUUCCUGUUCGGAAACAACUGACACAAAUGGUAACACCUACACUAUUACCACAACCAUUCCAUGUUCAUCCACCACUGCUACAAUCACUUCUUGUGAUGAAAGUGGAUGCCAUGUUACUACAUCAACUGGUAUCGCUGCAACUAAAACUGUUUCUUCCAAGUCAUAUACCACUGUGACUGUUACUCAUUGCGACGACAACGGCUGUAGUGAAAAAACUGUUACUUCUGAAGCUCCUAAAGAAACGUCAGCAACCACCGCUUCCACAAGAUCAUACACCACUGUCACUGUUACCCACUGUGACGAUAAUGGCUGUAAUGUAAAGACCGUCACUUCCGAAGCUCCUAAACCAACCACAACAACCGCCACUGUAUCUUCUAAGUCACAUACUACUGCCACUGUCACUCAUUGUGACGACAAUGGAUGUGUUGUGAAGACCGUUACUUCUGAAGCGCCUGAAGCCACCACUACCACGGUGUCCCCAGAAUCAUACACCACUGCUACCGUUACUCACUGUGACGAUAAUGGCUGUAACGUAAAGACUGUUACCACUAAAGCUCCUAAGGAAACUACAGCAACCUCUGCUCUUCCAAAAUCGUACACUGCUACUGUUACUCAAUGUGACGACAAUGGCUGUGAUGUCAAGAUCAUCACUUCUCAAGUUCCUGAAGUUACUUCGACCGCCACCGCAACUACUGUUUCUCCAAAGUCUUACACAACUACCGCUUCUGAGGCUCCUAAGGCAACCUCAUUGACCACUGCCGUUUAUGGAUCAUCUAGCGCAAUUUCCAUUUUCUCCGGAUCCAGCGCUCCAACUACUGCUCCUAAAUCCUCUACUGGUAUCGUUAUUCAGUCCGAAGGUGUUGCUGCUGGUUUGAACACCAACGCUCUGAAUGCUUUGGCCGGUAUUUUCGUUCUUGCCUUCUUCAACUAA
Messenger RNA from Saccharomyces mikatae IFO 1815, 3378 nucleotides. RefSeq names its product mannoprotein (gene HPF1). Bases 1 to 3378 code for a protein of 1125 amino acids. The record is from RefSeq and is a predicted model, not a curated record. NCBI's taxonomy places the organism in Eukaryota, Fungi, Ascomycota, Saccharomycetes, Saccharomycetales, Saccharomycetaceae. The transcript has a single exon.